AUGAAAUUGGCAAUCGCCCUUGUAUUGUUGGUCACAUUCGCAUCAGCAACAUCAACUAAGGAUCAAAUCCUUGCCCUCCUUUAGACUGGAACAAAGGCAAGUGAUGCUAUUGAUACAGUGUUUGGAUUACUCAAUGAUUUGAUUUAAUCAAACAAGGAUGCCUAAUUUGCUGCUGAUUAAAAGAAUGAAACAGACGAAUGGGUUGGAGCAUAGUAAUUUUAUUAAUUAAUUUUAGAACAAUUGAACAAUUCACAAAAAUCAAGAAUCUCAACCAAAAAUUGUUUUAAUAAUCAAUUGAAAACAGAGCACAAUUCGAAUAAGAACUCCACGACACCAAAAAUUACCUCGCUUGGAAUGAACAAAGACAAGAUGAAAUUGCUAGAAAGAUUUAAGUCCUUCUUGAUGAAUAGUGCCUCAGCAAUCAAUUGUUUGUUAGAUCAAUCAAAUAAAACAGAGAAGCACUCGAAGUUGUCAGAGUCCUCAAAUAAGAUGUCGCAGGAUAUAUUAUCAAUGGAGACUCCUUUGAAUUAGUCUAAGUUCACAGUGUUGCUGACAAGUUGAAGCAAUACAGUAGCACAUUCUAAGAAUAAGAAUUAAAGUCAUUCCUCCAAUUGGCCAACAAAUAAGAAGACGGUUCAGUAAGCAGAGGAGCCACAUUAGCAGAAAGAGUUUUGUCAGUAUUAGAAUCACUUGAAGCCAACCUUUAAGCCUCACUUGAAGCUCUUGAAGUCAAUGAAAUUAAUGCCUCAUGGGAAUUAGCAGGAUGGGUCUCUUUGAGCGAAGCCGAAGUUGCAAACCUCAAAGUUGAAUACGAAAGAAAAUAAGUUUAUGCAGACAGAUUGGCAACUGUAACAAUUAUCCUCCAUAUCUCCUUAGUAAAUCCAAGCUGCCUUAGCCUAAUAAGCCAAAUCAAAGAUCAUUCUCCAAGAGUCAUAAGAUGCUUUAGAUUAAGCUUAAUCCGACUUAGAAAACAAGAGAGAAGACUAUGCUGAAGCCAAGGCCAAGAGAGAUGAAGAAAAUGCUAUCAUUGAAUAAGUCAUCAUCAUAUUCAAGAAAUAAGUUGCAUCAUGGUCAGGAAGAUGAGAUUCAUCUUUUUAUUAAAUAUAUUCAAUAUUAUUUGUUUAAUCAC
Paramecium octaurelia is the source of this 1129-nucleotide messenger RNA. The record is from the annotation of a GenBank genome assembly. NCBI's taxonomy places the organism in Eukaryota, Ciliophora, Oligohymenophorea, Peniculida, Parameciidae.